Salarias fasciatus (jewelled blenny) is the source of this 3179-nucleotide messenger RNA. It is a transcript of the gene plat, whose product is annotated as plasminogen activator, tissue. The record is from RefSeq and is a predicted model, not a curated record. NCBI's taxonomy places the organism in Eukaryota, Metazoa, Chordata, Actinopteri, Blenniiformes, Blenniidae. Gene Ontology annotation, biological process: smooth muscle cell migration; plasminogen activation. Bases 184 to 2007 code for a protein of 607 amino acids. Gene Ontology annotation, molecular function: serine-type endopeptidase activity. The transcript has 15 exons.
ACAGCUGCCCAAUGAACAGAAAGAAGACUGGCGUGUUGUUGUCGUCCAGCCGGUGAGGCUCGGUUUGGGGGGUAACAGCAUAGGACAACAGGGUUUCCAUUUGUUUGGAGUGAGAGCAGCUUCAAAGAGAGCGGUGCUCUCAGUGAAAACUGAAGACCACUUGAGAUAGAGAGCAACUGAGCCAUGACAAGAUCACUUGAGCCAUUAAUUCUCCUCUGUGCUCUCUGCUGCUGCCUAGCGGGCAAUGUGGAACUGCUCCGCACUAAGAGAGGGACCCGUUUUUACAGAGGUGAGCCCGGCAGGCAGCCAGCUAGACGGACGCUUUUGAUUAUUCAUGUCGAGAAGUCGUCACCCUCCCUUGACACCUCCUUACUGUGUGUGGAUAGUGAGACGUCAGCCGUGCGUAGUUUCGGAGACACUUGGCUGCGAUGGAGGGGGCCGCGUGUGGAGUAUUGCCGUUGUGCGUUGAGAGGACGAGAGCUUUGUCAUGUUGUACCUGUCACCAAGUGUUUUGUGUCUCAGUGCUACAACGGAGGGACAUGUAAGGAGGCCGUGUACACCUCAGACUACAUCUGCCAGUGUCCGCCCGGCUUCACCGGGACUCAGUGUGAGAUCAACACGAAUGAGAAGUGCAUUGUGGGGCAGGGCGAAGGCUACCGCGGCACAUGGAGCAUCAGCCAUUCUGGAGCCGAGUGCAUCAACUGGAACUCCACGUCUCUCAGAGGAAGGAGGUUCACGGCGAGGAAAAUAGACGCCAGCAGCCUCGGACUGGGCAACCACAACUUCUGCAGGAACCCCGACAAUGACGACACACCCUGGUGUUACGUCUAUAAAGGCACCCAGAUCGUCUGGGAGUUCUGCUCCCUGCCCAAAUGCCCCGAAGAUCAGUACAAAGAUUGUGUGACCGGUUCCGGUGAGUUGUACAGAGGCACGACGUCCGUCACGAAGAGCGGCUCUCGCUGUCUGCCGUGGGACUCGCCAGCUGUCAGGCACAAGAACAACAACGCUUGGAGAUCGGAUGCACUGGAGCUGGGCCUGGGCAGCCACAGUUUCUGCAGGAAUCCAGACGGAGACGUGGGUCCGUGGUGCCACACCUACAAAAACAUGCAGCUGACCUGGGAACUCUGCAGCAUCCCCAAAUGUGCAAGACGUCCCUCCAUCAUCACCACUCUCGGUCCACGAGCUCCGAUCACGAACAAUAACGGAGCGACGUGUGGCCAGCGUUUGGACAACACCCUGAACCGGCCAACGUUCCGCCUGUACGGCGGGCGGGUGAGCGACAUCACAGAGCAGCCGUGGCAGGCGGCCAUCAACGUGUACCAGGCCCGGCACAAACAGCACUUCUUCAGAUGCGGAGGGAUCCUCAUCGACUCCUGCUGGGUCCUGUCUGCCGCUCACUGCUUUGAGGACAGAGAAAAAGCGGAAAAAUUGCAAGUGGUCUUGGGAAGGACGUUUCGGAAACAGAACUCCAGCAGCGAGCAGAUUUUCAAAGUGGAGAAAUACUGGAUCCACGAGGGCUUUGACAGCGAAUCGUAUGACAACGACAUCGCUAUUUUGAAGCUGGAGACGGAUAUUGGCAUGUGUGCUGUAAACUCUCCGGAGGUUUUCCCGGCGUGUUUGCCUGAACGCGGGCUGGCGCUGCCUGACUGGACGGAGUGUGAGAUCUCAGGCUAUGGAAAGGACGCAGAAUUUUCUCCAAUGUUCUCUGAGCGAGUGAAGAGAGGAUACGUGCGCCUGUGGCCCAAAGAGCGCUGCGUCCCUGAUGUGCUGUCAGGACGCAAAGUCACCGCUAACAUGCUGUGUGCAGGCGACACUCGGGGACUGGACGAUGCCUGCAAGGGAGACUCCGGCGGUCCCCUCGUCUGUCGAAACAACGACAGGAUGACUCUGAUGGGUGUGAUCAGCUGGGGCGUCGGGUGCGGCCAGAAGGAAACGCCCGGCGUUUACACCCGAGUCACGCAGUACAUCGACUGGAUCAACAGCAAAAUCAAGGCAAAUCCCGUUUAAAUGAAGAAAAAAAAUCCCAAAGAAGGUGUUGAGUGGCCAUCACUAUAAACAUGGUGUUUGAAGCGAAUGGUUUAUCAUUCAGAAGAUAGACAGAGAGGUCCACAGGGGUGCGGUCCUGCACAGAGCUUCAGUGGAUCUACGUCCAGGCAGAUGGGAGCUUUCCUCCGGCGGGUCCACUCCCGCUGAGACACACAGGAAGAACCUCAACCACGAGUUUACAUACUCACCGUAGCUCUACAUUCUCAAGUGUCUUAUUUCUUACUGUGUUGAAUGUGACAGUAUCUGAGGGCAGAAACAGGGAACCCACUAGUUUUCCUCCUUCUGGGCCAUUUUAUGAAUUUGAUAGUAUUUUCUGUGUCUUUUACAGCCUACGAGGUCUGUUUUCUCAGGCAGGCUCAGGUAGUUUGAAUAAGAAUUAUACGUUGAUGCUUUGUUUCUUUGAGGCUGGCUAUAAGCUGGUUUUUACAACAUUGUCACAGGGGAAUAUCCCUCCUCUACAGAGGUGUUUGAUGUGCACAGGGCAGUAAAUCACAUGGCUGUGCUCUUCCAAAGGGCAUUCCUGUACGUUGAGUGACAGAAUUAAGAUUUAAGGCUGUAUUGCUUAAUGAGUUCAAUGGGAAAUGCUCUGCAAAUACUCAUUAGGGCUUCAUCCAAACCACAAAAUGUAUCUGCUGGUUCAGAUUCAGCUUUUUUUUUUAGCAAGUUUCAUACUUAAGCUCACUGCCACCUCAUAGAUGAGCGUAUAGUUGGACAGAUAGGAACAGGAAGCAUCCAAAAAAAGGCUCAACAGGAGAGCUGAAGUAAUUUGUUCUCUUCAUGCUUUAUACCCGAGUUCUCCUUCACCUGACACCUGGGUUGACCCCAGCAUGUGUGUACCCUGCAUAUUCUCUGAUCAUUGACUUUAUAUUGAAACGUUGUUUUUUUUUCAUCAGUUUUUCAUUAAACUGCAUAUUGAUUGCAACUUUAUAACAAGCUUGCUUCACUCUGUGAUAGAUUCUGGAGGGACACUGUGUUCUAGAUGUUUUAUACUAAGUUAAUAUUUAUGUGCGUUUUACACUGUUUUGUAGAAUAUGUUAAGUCUGUGUACUGCAACCUAAUAAUUUAUUGUCAAUACCAUUGUAACCCCAUAAUACAACAUCCUCCUUUUUCAAUAAAGUGAUUUGAAACAAAUC